UCUUAAAUCAUCCUCUCUCUUUAAACCCCCAUCCUUCUCAAUUUUCAUUGUUCUUUCUGGUUUUAGAAGAGAGAGUGGUUGGAAAAUCAACCACACAAAGUGUCGAUUGUAGUUUGCUUUUAUUCUAUUUCCCCGCGAUUUUUGUGUCCAAAACCCCAUUCCUCUCAAAUCAUCCUCUCCCUCUCUAAACCCUCAUCCUUCUCAUUUUUUGUGUUCUUUCUGGUUUUAGAGAGAGAGUGGAUGAAAAAUAAACCAUUCAAAGUUUCGAUUGUAGUUUAGAGAGAGAAUGUGAGGAACAUCCCCAGCUCUCAAGUGGUUUCAGUCUUUUACGACCCAAACAUGAAACAUCAAGAGCCGUGCAUUAAUUUUCUCUUUCUCCUUAUGCUGGAUUCGUCGUGCUUUAUUGCUUGUUGAACUUGUUGAAGACAUGGGUUUGCGUGCUGCAAAUGAACAUUGUCGUUAUAGGAGAGCGGAAAUUACUUCUCGCAAUAAUAAGAAGCACCGUGCAUUCCACUAUAAUAGGGUAAUAACUUUUGAGCAUAAAGUUGCGCUAAGGCAUCUUUUGAACAAAUUGAUGAGAAAGCACAAAUGGAAGGAAGCAGCAGGUGUGCUUAGUUUGUACAUGCAAGGGACGCAUAAUCAUAAGGCUCCUUUCCAGAAUCGAAGGAAGUAUUCGGCCGCAUUGGAGCUUAUUAGGCAAAUCAAAGGCCCCAAGCAUGAUCUUCACAGGCUUCAGCGUAUAUAUGACUUAUGGUCACACAAGCAAAGAUUAUAUAAAUACUCUCUGUAUAAGAAUUCUUAUCUGAUUCGUUUGGAGUAUGCCUUACACUUCUUCGCUCAAGGGAACAUCCAGGAGGCAUACAAUAUUUCAAACAUACUUGUACUGAAAUCUGAAUCUAGACGCGAUCCUCUCGUAAACAUGAUCCAUGGGUUGAUUUUAUAUCACCGUUGGUAUUCUGGUAUUCCGGAAGAGUUGCACUUUAGGGCUUCUGAUGCUGACAUGCCAUUACUUUGUUUAGAGCCUGACCUCAGCAGUGCCUCUAAUGAACAGUCUGCAACAGUCAACUCUCGGAAUUCUCCAACAGUCAACACUUCAAAUCAUCAUGCUUUGGCGAAUAUUUCAGGAGGGGGAGUUGAUUGUGUGUUUGAUUCUGAUAGCUCUAUUUGUAUGGACAAAGUACCACAUGACUCCUCUGGUGGUGAAUUUCCCAAACUAGAAAUUGCUCCGAUUCUUAUGUUACAAAAUUAUGACUCUGCGGGGCAAGAGGAAAUUGGUGUUACAGAGGUUUAUUCCACUGCUGAGGAUGAAAUUUCGGAAGGAAUUUCUAUUUACGACUUGUUUCGUUUGGGACCAAGUUUGUUGCCUUUACAGUUUCAAACAUCAUUGGAAAGUGGAGAGUAUCCCAUUGUGUUGACAAAUGAUGAUCAUAAUGAAGCUGUGAAACACUUACGAAUCGCUCUAUACUCAAAGCCCCCGGUAUUGGCUGCCUUACUUCCUUUGAUACAGCUAUUGCUGCUCGGGAAUCAAGCGCAGGAGGCCUUAAUGGUGCUGAAGGAGUUUUGUCAUAAUUCAGAUUUCAUAUUACCAAAUAGAUUAAGGGUACGUCUUCUGGAGUGCUUCUGCAGAGAAAAUUCAGCUUUAAUACGUAGAUGCCAUGAGGAUGUAUUACAAAGGGAUCCGACAUCAGAAGAAUCAGUACUAUACCUUAUUGAUAUGUAUACUGAAGGGAAGUAUGAAGUACAACAGCUCUUGGAGAUGAUAGUGUUGCAUUUGGAUGCUGCAUAUGGAACAUCCUAUAUUUGGGGGCAGCUGGCCUCAUGUUUCCUGAGUCUUCAAGGUACACUUCUCUCUCAACCUGAUGUGGAUCAACUAUCGAUAAUUCAACAUGGUAGUGAAUACUGUGAACAUGCAUCUCUUUCUUUAUCUUCAAAUCCAAUUCCACAAGCAUUUGCGGGACAUGAAUCAAGAAAAGCUUGGAGGCUUCGUUGUAGAUGGUGGUCUAACCGUCACUUCAGCAGCAAGGCGUAUGUCUUGGAUGAACAAGCUGAUGGCAUGGAGCUCUUGGUGUCUAAGACCGCUUGUGCAUUGCACCUGUAUGGGGUUGAAUGUGAGUAUGUGAAGAGUGUGCUGCAUGCCCUAGAAGAGGAGACUGAAAAAAUCUCUCUACUCAAGGAGCAUUUUGAUAACUGCAUGGAAUUGCAAAAGAAACUUAACUAUUGAGUUCUGAGAAAAUGUGAAAGUACGUUUCUGGCUGAUGCCAGAUGUGGUUUUGUUGUUUCUUAUGAAUUGGUGCAUUUGUGUGUUAUACGUGCUCAUGUGCGUGUGUAGAGAGAGAGGAGAGAGAGACGGAUACUAGAUGGCCGGGAGAGGUUUGUUAAAAGGAAUGUGGCGUUGUGUGUGUAUAUAUAGAUAUAUUGGGGAAAGUUGUUUUUGC
Molecule: messenger RNA, 2435 nt
Organism: Amborella trichopoda
Lineage: Eukaryota; Viridiplantae; Streptophyta; Magnoliopsida; Amborellales; Amborellaceae
Source: RefSeq, a predicted model, not a curated record